Molecule: messenger RNA, 3914 nt
Organism: Lingula anatina
Lineage: Eukaryota; Metazoa; Brachiopoda; Lingulata; Lingulida; Lingulidae
Product: cytosolic 10-formyltetrahydrofolate dehydrogenase-like
Biological process (GO): biosynthetic process; one-carbon metabolic process; 10-formyltetrahydrofolate catabolic process
Cellular component (GO): cytoplasm
Molecular function (GO): formyltetrahydrofolate dehydrogenase activity; oxidoreductase activity, acting on the aldehyde or oxo group of donors, NAD or NADP as acceptor
Source: RefSeq, a predicted model, not a curated record
CCAUUUUCCUUUCCUAGACUUGCAGAUCUAAUGGACAAACACAAAGAAGAGUUAGCCACCCUAGAGAGUAUAGACUCUGGUGCAGUGUACACCCUGGCCCUGAAAACCCAUGUGGGCAUGUCCAUAGACACCUUCAAAUACUUCGCGGGAUGGUGCGACAAGAUUCACGGUAAAACAAUUCCCAUCAACCACGCCAGACCAAGCAGAAAUCUCACCUACACAAGAAGGGAGCCACUGGGUGUAUGUGGCAUAGUUACUCCAUGGAAUUACCCACUUAUGAUGUUAGCGUGGAAGACAGCUUCGUGUCUUGCUGCAGGAAACACCGUGGUUUUAAAACCAGCGCAGGUCACACCUCUCACGUCCCUAAAGUUUGGAGAGUUUGUUGUCAGAGCAGGAUUCCCAGCUGGUGUCAUCAAUAUAAUCUCAGGCUCAGGUUCAGUGGUGGGACAGGGCAUUGCAGACCAUGAACAAGUGAGGAAGCUUGGCUUCACUGGCUCCACACCAAUUGGAAAGACCAUCAUGGAGAGCUGUGCCAGAAGUAAUCUGAAGAAAGUGUCCCUGGAAUUGGGAGGGAAAUCCCCGCUGAUCAUCUUCAACGACUGUGACUUGGACAAGGCCGUCAGAAUGGCAAUGAGCUCCGUCUUCUUCAACAAGGGAGAGAACUGCAUUGCUGCUGGCAGGCUGUUUGUUGAGGAGGAAAUCCAUGACAAGUUCCUUGACAGGGUGGUCACAGAAGUAAAGAAGAUGAAGAUAGGCAAUCCCCUGGACAGGUCCACAGACCAUGGUCCUCAAAACCACAGAGCUCAUUUAGAGAAGCUGAUAGAGUACUGCCAGAUUGGGGUAGAUCAGGGAGCCACGCUAGUGAUGGGAGGCAAACAGGUCGAUAUUCCAGGUUUGUACAUGGAGCCCACAGUUUUCACUGAUGUUGAAGACCACAUGUUUAUUGCCAAGGAAGAGUCCUUUGGGCCUGUCAUGGUGAUAUCUAAGUUUAAGAAUGGUGACACAGAAGAUGUAGUAAGAAGAGCAAACGACACAGAAUUUGGUUUGGCAUCAGGAGUGUUCACAAAUGACGUGAGCAAAGCAUUGUGGGUAGCAGACCACAUUGAUGCCGGCACAGUAUUUGUCAACACAUACAACAAGACGGAUGUUGCUGCUCCUUUUGGUGGCUUCAAGCAGUCUGGCUUUGGAAAAGAUUUGGGUGAGGAGGCCAUGAAUGAGUACUUGAAGACUAAAGCAGUCACCAUCGAGUACUGAGCCAGCUAUAACUGGUCACCAGGUGGAUUGCUUUCUCUCUUUACAGAGGAAAAAGGAUGUAAAUUACUGAAUAUAAUAUACAGGAACUUGCUCAUCUAUGCAAUUCUACUUUUGAGGAAGGAAUGGAAGGACUUGAUAAACACAUAAAACGUUCUGGUAAAAUACCCAGCAACCUUUGCUGUUCAACUUGUCAGCAUCAAGGAUAACGGCAGAAAUUGUAUCAAGAGUAAUGACAGAAAUCUCAAAUGAUCCCAUUUUUACCUAGCAACAUGGACAGUCUAUAAAACAAAUGGUGUCUGUAAUUGAAGCUGGGUUCUUGCAAUUCAUUUACAUGAAUUUACAUUCUUCAGUAUUAAGAUGAUGAGUAAGACCUCAAGCACUGGGGUGACAAUAUAUUGAGAGAAAGUGGUCAAGAGUUGAAUGAUGUAAGGCCUUUGGGGUUCAUCCCAGAGACGAGGGGUUUAAUUGAUAAAAAAACAAAAAACUAGAUCACUAGUAAAAGAGGGCACCAUCAUACCGGGUGCACAGGCCGAGAAGGAGAUUUUUGUUUGAACUUUGAACUUGUUUGAAGAGGUGAGAUCAAACUGUGAAAUAUUUAAUCUCUUUUUGAUAUAUUUAUUUAUUUAUUUUUAAUAAUAUAUUGAUAUACAUAGAUGUGAAUGCAGCACAUCAGGGUAAAUACAGAUGAUUUGACCAGUUUUAAACUAUUCCACCUUUUAAUCAUUAUUGCUUAUGAUGGACAUGCUUUCACAUUAUAUAAGCAAACCAAUAUGAUGUUUUUUUAUCUGUAAAUGAUGGUUAACUUAAGAUAACUUAAUGGUUUUAAUAUUAACAAUUACUUCCAUUAAAUACAUGUUUCUUCCAUGAGUUGAGAAAAUGAUUUGAUUAGAAAAUUAAGAAACUUUGAUCAGGUGAAAAUGACCUCGUGUUUUUAGAAUUUUGUCAGCUUUUUUAACCCUACACAGCUUUCAGAUGAUUACCUUUCAACAUGUGUCAAAUAUCCUGGUUUGCUCUUACAAGUUUUAUCAAAGAAUUUUAAAAGAAAGGUGAUUGUAAAUUCAAGACUGUAAGUUUUAGCCUGCUUAAAUGUAGAUAAAUGUAUGUAAAAGUCUACUCAGGCGAGGAUAUCGCACCUGUUUAAAAAAAAAGGCAAAUUCAUAUGGCAGAUUUUUCAUUUUCGGGGACUAGUUCACAUUUAUCUUGGAUUGUAGAGCUAAAUGUAAAGGAGUUUAGUAAUAAAACCUGUGAAACCAAUAAUUUUUAAUAGACGUAGAACUUGGGUCAGUAACAUAGUUUUCAUUGUAUAUAUAUAUAUUACCAAUACUAGAAGUGUUUUUACAAGCCCAUGUCUAUAAUAACCUAAUAUAAUAAUCUUAAAUAUUAAAAAAAACUGAUGUAUAUAUGGGCCUUUGUCGUUUGUUAUAAAAAGAUUUAGAUUAAGGUAAAAGUAAUUAGUAAUGGUUUAUUUGACUAUAUAAUGUAACCUCCCCUGAAACAAACAUUUUAUGGUGUGAUGCUCAUUUUUAUUGUAACAUUUUUUUCCUUUUAGCAAUUUGAAAACUAUUUGUAUUUUAUCUGAAAUAGAUAUGGUAGUAAUCUUUUAAGUAGGUCAUGAUUUUUGUCAGAUGCUGUUGCUUGCUAUCUGGAGCAAGAAAUGAUAACGAACAGAAGAGUACAUGUAGCAUUUAGCUAAAUGUUUGUGAUACAUCUAAAUUAAAUUCAUUGUAAAGUGUAGACAACUUAAUCGACCUUAAAGUCACUGUGGACAAUUUUGUAACCUGGUCAGCGUGGAAGCAAGUUGGACCGACUUCUGAUUUGAAGUGAUAAGCUAAACAUAUUACAUUAGGCAUAUCUAUUUUCUGUCUGUUGUAUUGGAUUGAGGUAUGGGUGUUUCAAUCCUAGUCACUGGCUCAUUUUUCACCCGGUGUUAAAAAAAGCACAUUUUGUAAAUUUUGUGUAAAAAUGUGCACGUGAAACUGGCCCUUUGAUAUUUUACUAAAAAAUUGUGCAAUGUGCAGGGAAAUUACCCUGCUUUUCAGAUGAAUGGCAUUGACUCUUGGUUCUGUCGGAAAUUUCACAGGAUUUUUUUUUAGAAAACCGUGUUGUGUAACAACCUGAGCUGUUGGGUGGUGCAAGCUGACGGAGUAGUGUAAAAAAUCAUUUUUACAGCACUUCGAAUGGUAACUGAAGUCAGUUUGCGCCAGUAGAGAGAAGUUUACAUACUUUGAAACUUUGACUGUUUUGCCAUAUGCUUAUGGGGCCGUUUUACGGUGCCGUUGUUAACUUCAGAUUAUGUAGGAUUUUGGUGAAAUAAUGUGAUGUUCGCGCCAUGUUAAUUUAGAGUGAAUUUUUUACAUUCAAUACAAAAUUAAGAGCAGCUAUCCUCAGUUUUUGUUCUUAUUAUUUUGUUAGCAUAAUAUGAAAUUCGAUCUCGAUUUUUUUUUUCAAAUUACUGUAAAAUGUACAGUACAGAUACAUUGAAUAUUUUUCAUUCAUAUAAAUUUUUGUCAGUUACUAUUGUUGCGCCCAAUUUGAAUGUACACCGUGCGAUGAAGAGUUGCGUGAAAAACUGUCUCAGACGUAGGUUGAAGAUAUAAAUUAGCAUCGCACAGCCACUUUAUGGGUGUGGAUUUUAGAUUGAAUAAAAUGUAAUGAAAGAG